AUGCCGCUGGGAAAGAAAAACCGUCCCACCUCUGCUCAAGGCAAAAUCGAGACCCAGAAAGUACCCAGUAUUCUGACUGAGAUUGAGCCAGUGCGUGGAACCACUGGACACAGUCCACUGAGACAGACUGGACAGAGGCGUCAUAGUUAUAAGGUUCCCUCUGCUGGAGGAUCUGAGCUGGGUGAUGAUCGUACAGAGAAAAGUCCAAACCCGGACUGGCUGGAGAGAGAACUCCUGAGGCAAGAGCACAGACGAUACUCUUUUGCUCUUGGAGACACAAAACUGACCACCCAACAGCACAACAUAAGAUACCCUGCCUCGUCACUCUCUAAGCUGAAGAUUGAGCAGAGGGUGUCCCUUGAAAAUCUCAAAAAGCUGAAACAGGCCUUUGAGGAUUUUGAAAAGGCUGGCACCAGAUCUCUUGGCCUCCCUCAGUUCAGGCUCAUCAUUAGGAAGUGUUUGGGUUUGCGUGACAUUAGUGAUGCUCAAAUUCAUGAGCUCUUCAUGAAGAUUGAUUACUCUGGACAAGGCAGCGUUGAAUGGGAUGAGUUCUGCACAUAUAUGCAGUUGGAGUACACUGAAAAGGAGGAGUCAGUGAUUCGCAGCAAGCAGGUGGCCUUUGCGUUGCCAGCUAAUAUAAAGCCGCUGAGUCACGGAGAGCCCAUUCUACGCAUCCACCCCACUCCUGAUGGGACCAUAGUGACUGUUAGAGAAGAUGGGACAGUGAACUACUGGAGCUCCAAACUUCAACUGAGAAAGAGCAAAAAUAUGUUUCAUGAAAAACCCAUUGGACGAAUGCCAAAGUGGGCCACUGAUUUCACCAUCAUGCCACAAUACAACAAGCUGAUCAUUGGAACAGGGGACAGAGAAAUCCAGCUGUAUGAGCUUUCCUCGCUGGAGCCUUACUGUCAGCUAAACUCCCUGGAAACAGUGCCUCUGAAAUUAGACUACUGCUACACCGGCCCUGAUGAAUGCGUCAUUGUGUAUGGUGAUGUUCAGGGCUGCGUGAACAUCAUACUAAUGACAUCGGUGGGGGAGACGCUGAGAUUGUGGAAGAAGUUACCAAGGGUCGAGAAUGUGCCCAGCAUUGGUAUCGAUCAUGCAGUCCAGUCUCCAAACAUGACUUACAUUAGAUGGAAAGUCCACCAAGACUGGGUAACAGAGGUGAAAUAUUUCAAAAGCAUUCCUGCUGUUGCCUCCACAUCGAACCAUGAAGCCUCUGCCCUUGUUAUCGGCUGCAUACUUCCAUCCACCAACAUCGAGCAGCAGAUGAGGGAGAUUAAGGAGGUCUGCCGGGAGGGGAAGCCCAAAAAAGUGGCUUAUGGCCUUGGUAGCCCUCAGCAAAGAGCAGCCUGCGACCAGACUGUCUUUCCCAUUUAUAAAGGAGUCAUGACUUUUGACAUCUGUAAGAUACAUAACCUACUGGUCACUGGAGGGAUGGACAGGCUGAUACGCAUGUGGAAUCCCUAUGUUCCUGGGAGGCCUACGGGGAUUUUGAAAGGUCACUCAGCUCCCAUCUUCUACCUCCACAUCUCCACAAAGGACAGCCGCAUUUUCUCAGUCUCCACAGACAACACUGCUAGGAUCUGGGACAUCCAGGAUCAGUCCUGCCUUUUUGCUGCUCACCCAAAGGCCAGUCUGCUGUAUGGUGACCUCUCUGCCUGCCUGUACUCGUCAGCAGUGAAGGGACUCUAUAUAGCCACUGAUUCACUUGCACUGCUGUCCCUCAAAACCAAAGCAGAGCCACAGGGCUGCUUCAUUAUGUCCCAUAAGGAGGUGGUGCUGUGCUGUGGUUACAGCGUGGAGUUUCGGCAGGUGGUGAGCUGUACCGAAGGCUCGGUGAUUAAAGUCUGGGACGUAGACACAGGAAAUCAAGUGUUUGAAUAUGGAGGCGCUCACGGACUCUCUGCCAUAACCUGUAUGACCUUUGACCCAAAAGGAAGAAGACUUGUCACAGGUGGAAGAGAUGGCUACCUUAAGAUCUGGAACUUCAACAACGGCCACUGCCUGAAGACCCUCAGUCGAGAGAAUGGGGGCGCGGAGAUCUGCGACUGCUCCUAUCUGCAAGUGCACAGAAACGCAUUUAUAAUUUCUGUCGGCUGGGACCAGAGGAUUGACGUUUACUUAGAUUCCCCAGAGGACACUCACCAUGUUCAGAGUCCACAACCCUCAUGGCAGGAUGAUCUGAGGAAAGGACACAAGGAGGACAUCCUUUGUAUUGCCCAGUGUCCACCGUAUCUGCUGGCCACAGCCAGCUAUGAUGGAGAGAUCAUUGUGUGGAAUCUGGUAUCAGGACACAUCCAGUGCCGCUUUCUCUCACCGCUGCCUCCACACUCUGAGGAUGCUCAUCUUAUGGACAGAAGUGUGCUGAGUCUGGUCUUCUUAAGGACUCGAGCAUUAGAUGCUGCAUUCUCCUCUGCUGCUUCUCUCCUCUCUUCUGGGGCUCAAGGUCAUGUCCAUUUCUGGAACGUGUUGAAUGGGGGGAAAUUUUUGACAUCUUUUAAAGCGUCUAGACUCCAGCAGCAGAUUACAAAGUUGGCAGUCACUCAGGACGACUGCCUGCUGUUCGCUGCUGAUCAUGUAGGGUACAUCUAUGUUUAUGACAUCGAGCAGUGUGCCCUGACCCGCGAACAAAAGCCUCCCAAUACCGUGAAUUUUUGGCGCGCACAUAUUGGCAGCAUAACUGGCUUGCAGAUCAUUGAGAACGAUCGAGUUCUGCUCACCUCUUCCACGGAUUGCACUGUGCGUCUGUGGAGCAUCCAUGGGGAAUUCAUAGGUACUUUUGGGCAGCCUGAGAGAUGGAGCCUGCACACUGAAUCCUCCUGGAAACACCCUGCUGUUCCUUAUGAAGUUCUAAUAGAUCCUCUGAGCAUGCCCUCCCACUGCAUGCUGGAGGGGAAGUUGACAAUGUCAGAUGUUCUUAGCUCUGGGAGUACUGGGAGCACUGGGAACACUAGAACUGAGUCAGAAUCCCCCAACAAGGUCAGACACCCGCUGCCAAGCUUCUCCGACAGAGAGAUCGAGGAGGAGAUUAACAGCUCUUUUUAUCCUGAACAUGGGAAGUGGCUUCGGCAUGAAAUAUUCAAACAUGCUAACAAGACCCUGAACCAUGGGGGCCCCAAGGCCUACCACACUUUGAAGUACUUCGAUGUUGUUGAUGCUCCUACCACAUGCGAGAAGCCCGAUCUCUCCCUUGCAGGGAUCGAUCCCUUCAUAGCCAGCUCUGUGGAUGAGAAACCCUCCGGAAUAUAAAUGAGUUCUGCUCAGUAAGGUACGUUAAGGAGACUCUGGGAAGUUUGCAAUCCCCUUUUUACAGCCCAAAGAGACCAUAUCAAUUUAAGCCUUAUACAUACCACAUGUCGUUCUACUGGGAAUAAAUAAUUUUUUUUUUUUUUUUUUGGGAAAGAAUAUUCAGAUCAAAGAAAGCUAUUCAAAAUUGAUGAUGCUAUAAAAGUGGUCUUUCUUCUUAGGGGUGCUGCAAUACGUUCACUGGAUAACUUCUGAAAUGUUUCUCUUGGCUUAGCCAGCAUUGUCAAAGAAAGCCCAGAGACAUUUUACUCAAGUUGCACAAGCUCAUUUCAGGACUGACAAAAAAGUGAGAAAAACAGAAGAAUUGAGCGACUAAUGUUUUAUUUCUGCUUGUAGUGAUUCUGUGCUCUGUUGAUAACAUAUCCAGAACAUGCAUGAGGUUUGCAACAUUCUUAAAGGGGAAUUUCAAAAUUUUUGCACAAUGACAUCAUCACGAUACAAAGUCAUGCAAAAUGGCUUGAUGUGAAAUGCGCUGUUCUAGACAAACUUGAGUCAGAACUGUUCACAACAGAAGUGAGAGGAACCAGACGUCCAAAGCAUCUGAAAGCUCAUCAGAACAUUGCAUGAAAUGAAUAUCAAUAAAUUGCCUGAUGCCUGAAACUGAGUGUUUACAUGCACUCAAUAACAAUAAUCCAAUUCAUUAUCGGAUUUCUGCAGUUGUCAGAUUAUUCAAAUGGUUAUGUAAAUACCCUAUUCCGAUCUAGAAAUCUGAUAAAGAGGGCUGGAUUUUAGCUCAGUAAUUAUGUUUCUCAGUGCAUGUAAACUCUUACUCUGAUUUCUUUCGGGUUUGUCAGUCUGAGCAUGUACGAAAACGGAUCGCUGUACCAGAAAAUGAGCAAGCUACAAGAUGGCAACAUGAUGAAACCGACUAUAUUCUCAACUAAAUGAAGGAUUUAAAUAUUCUUCAUCUAGAUGAUGCAUGUUCAUUUUUUCUGAUAAUGUGGUGCAAUGUUUUUUGUUUUUUUUUAAAAAGGCAUGGUCUGAAUUUUGAGUUUACAUUUGACUGGUGAUUUUGGAUAUUAAAUAAAAUGGCCAUGCUUGUGUUGUAGACAUCAUGACCCCUGGUUCCAAGCAAGCUAAUUCCUCUACAGUGCAUCAUUCUGAAUGACUUUGUUUCCAUCUCAACAACUGCAUUAUGAAGAAAUUUUGAAAUAUUGGCAGAAUUCCCCUUUAAGCUUCACAGGACAGGUUUGUAUGAUGCAAAACAAUCGUGGUA
Molecule: messenger RNA, 4525 nt
Organism: Pygocentrus nattereri (red-bellied piranha)
Lineage: Eukaryota; Metazoa; Chordata; Actinopteri; Characiformes; Serrasalmidae
Gene: wdr95
Product: WD40 repeat domain 95
Exons: 30
Coding region: 1-3252 (1083 amino acids)
Molecular function (GO): protein binding; calcium ion binding
Source: RefSeq, a predicted model, not a curated record